Molecule: messenger RNA, 663 nt
Organism: Paramecium sonneborni
Lineage: Eukaryota; Ciliophora; Oligohymenophorea; Peniculida; Parameciidae
Source: the annotation of a GenBank genome assembly
AUGCAAACUUAAAUCAAAUCAUAAUUAUAUUAGGAAGAAAACAUCCCAAUCAAAAUUUCAUAAUAGGAACAAAAAAAAUCCUAGCUUCAUGAUAUAGAAUUGAAUCAACAAGAAAGGAUCUAAUAAUCAUCAAUACCAGUUUAUGAAAAAACGAGACUUCCUAAGGAUUCUAACAUAUAUAUGAAUAAAAGUAAAAUACCUGGAUUUUAAGAAGUGGCAAUCAACUGGCCACAAGGAGCCUCUUUUUAAUAACAAUCUAUAGUAGCUCAAUAAGUUUAUUCUGAAGUGAAUUAAUAACAAUAAAUGCCUGCUUCUUAACUAGUUAAUUAAUAAUUUAUGAUGCCUUAAAGUAAACCAUAUUAACCUGGAUCUGGAAUUCCAACUCAUAAAGAUUUAACUUAAAUUCCAAAAACAAGACAUUCGGAGUAUCUUUAAUGUAGAUGGUGUAAUUAGGAAGUGCAUUCUUAAGUUGAGUAUAGAAUAGGAUUGACUUAAUUCAUACUUUGCCUGAUUUUGUCACCUGCUUUUUUACUUGGUUUAAUAUUUGUUUUUUCAGAUGUAAAUAUAUAUGAGAUCAUAUAGAUUUGUAAAGAUUGUUAUCAUUUCUGCACUAAUUGUUCAUGUGAAAUGGGAGUAGUAAAAUUGAUUGAUUUUAGUUCUUGA